UCAAUAAGUUUGAUGUCAAAAUUAGGAGUGAACUUUAUAUUUAGAAUCACAUUAUCUAUUAACCUUGAUUUCAGAACAUUCCUAUAUUGAUCACUUCAUCAGACAGUUACCGAGAAUCGAAAUGUUCUUUGUGUUUAUCUUGAUGUUUGUUUGUUGUGAUGGAUUUCUUAUUGAUACCACAAACCCUCCAGGCACUGGGCAAUACAUGACAGAUAAACAUUAUAAGGCGUUAAUGGAUUUAUUUUUCGAGGAAAGACAAGCCCGCCUCCAUUUGGAGUAUGCUGUGACGCAACUGCAGCACGAGCUUGUGAAAACGCAAACGGCAGUUGGAAAUAAGCUUCUAGAGUCGAAUAAGUAUAACAAGACAAUAGAACAAUAUGUAAAAGAAUUGAAAAAUAAAACGGAAGUACUUGACAUUCGCUUAUUUGAUGUCGAAAGUGACAAUAUUCAACUGAAAACGGAGUUAAAUUCCCUUCGAAAAAGCCAUUCUGAGCUGAAAGUGCAAUACAAUCAAAUAAAGCAGAACUAUGCAUCGUUCGAGAAUAAAACGCAUUAUUUUGAUACCGAAAUUCAGUCGCUGAAGCAGCUGAAAAGUGUUACUGACCUACAAGCCGUGUUUAGAAUUAGCAAUCAAACGGACCAUUUAGAACACGAACUACAAAAUACCAACAGUCAAAUUGUUGUUUUACAAUCUAGUGACAACGCACGUAAGCAGGACUUCCUAGCACUUUAUAAUAAAACCAUGGUAGUGGAACAGUCGAUGAAUAACCAAUUUCAGUCUUCCGAAACGAUCAACAAAGCUCGAAUCCAGAAGGUAGCAGUAGAUGUCAGUCAAAAUUCCAUAAAAGUGGCUAAGGCGUUGGACGAUAUAACAGCUUAUAAUCAGAGAACUGCAGUCUCAUUAUAUCCUGUUUAUAAAACGUAUUCAUCAGGAUCGACCAUCAUGUUUAACGGCAUAAGAUCAUCAAAUGGAUUAAACAGUACACGUUUAGCCAACAUCCGAAACAAAGGCUACUUUACUUGUGACAAUGAUGGAUUAUAUCGGAUUUCUGUUUCUUUAAUGACAAAAACAGCAGGAUGUCGGGUUGACGUGUUUACAAACAACAGUUUGAGGAAUCACAUAUAUGCGCACAAUGUUCAUGACUCAGACUUUAACACUAUGACGUUUGAUUCACUAGAACGAUUAUCUAAAGGUGACACCAUUAUUCUCAAAGCUGGUUCGACGGUUCUUUUGUACGGCAGUUCGUAUUCAGUCCUUUCUGUAUUACAAAUAACUACGUGAUUUUCUAGUGAAAAGACGACCAUUUCAUUUGAAUUGUAUUUUAAAUUCCUCAUUUACCUGUAUAAGUUGACUUUCCGAUACUUUCGUCUUUUUUUCGUGGAUGCAGUACGUUGUCCAUUUUAUUUUUCUGUAAUUCUCUCAAGUGAAAUGAUUGGGGUUUUGAGUUCGAGUGUGAGCAGGUU
Molecule: messenger RNA, 1464 nt
Organism: Mytilus trossulus (common blue mussel)
Lineage: Eukaryota; Metazoa; Mollusca; Bivalvia; Mytilida; Mytilidae
Product: CAP-Gly domain-containing linker protein 1-like
Exons: 2
Coding region: 122-1282 (386 amino acids)
Molecular function (GO): protein binding
Source: RefSeq, a predicted model, not a curated record